UUAACUCAGAGCCUAUAAAAGGAGGGCUAAACUCCUAGUAGAUUAUCCGUGUUAAGGUCUUCAUAGAGCACUAGAAAUUGCAAAGAAAGUCAAGCCAGUAGACAAUGCUGAGGCUUGUAACAUUUUGUGCUUUGGUUUGGCAUGCAUCAUCAGCAACAGCUCCAGUACCACAGCAAGUGGUACAAUCCUGGGAUCGGAAUGCCUGUUCGCUAGUUGUGUGUGGACCAUCUGAAAGAGGGUUACCAGGGAGAGAUGGGAGAGAUGGAAUCCAAGGGCCAAAGGGGGAACAGGGAGCACAAGGACUGCAAGGACCAAGAGGGAUACUUGGUCCUCCAGGAAAAGUGGGCCCAGCUGGACCAAUAGGACAAAAGGGGACACAAGGGGAGAAAGGACUAAAAGGAGAUGCUGGAGAGAUGGGACCACGAGGAGUCCAAGGUCUGAAGGGUCCUCCAGGAAGUAUAGGGCCUAUUGGAUCAAAAGGUGACACUGGCCCACAAGGUGAAAGAGGUGUAAAAGGAGAAAUAGGUCUGAAAGGAGCCACUGGAGCCCAAGGUCCCCAGGGCAAAACAGGGGCCCCUGGCCCCAAAGGUGAUCGAGGGCCAGUGGGUGAAAAGGGAGCAAAAGGAGAUGUAGGAGCCAAGGGGUUACAAGGAGCCACAGGACCACAAGGGUCUGUGGGGAAGACAGGCCCUCCUGGACCAAAAGGAGAGAAAGGUUCUCUAGGUGAAAAGGGUACAAAGGGUGACAGUGGUCUCUCAGAGGUCAACCUUAUGAAAAGACAGGUGGCUGCACUCGAGGGACAACUAAAAGCCCUACAAGCCAGUUUCUCCAAGUAUCAAAAAGUCGCAACAUUCCCAGGUGGCCGAAUUGUUGGCAACAAAGUGUUUGUAACCAGUGGCUAUGAAGGCAACUUUGAUGAUCUGAAGCAGAGGUGUCAGCAAGCUGGCGGCCAGCUUGCUUCCCCCAGGAAUGCUGCUGAGAACACUGCAAUACAUGAGAUCGUUGUUCUGUAUAAGAAGUCAGUGUUUCUUGGGAUAACUGACAUCCAGACAGAGGGGAGAUUUAAAUACCUGAAUGGUGAGGCCAUUGUCUACUCCAACUGGCAGGCGGGAGAACCCAAUAAUGAUAAGAGACAGGAGAACUGUGUUGAACUCUAUUCAAAUGGCAAAUGGAAUGAUAAAUCCUGUGGGGAAAAGAGGCUAAUACUCUGUGAAUUUUAGCCCAUCCAUCAUACAAUGUUCAACCUAAUUACAUUGAGGCCCACAAAUUUUAUUACUCCAUUUACUUUUUAUCAGUAGGUAUUAAAAUAAUAACAAUUUCAUUCAGAUUCACAAAAUUCCAAUGAAGUUGGUUGUUGGUACAUGUAUAUAAUUAAUGUAACCAUUAAUGUAGAAGGGCCUCUCUUCUACUAAAUAGUGAUGAGUGACAAAAUCAGAACCUUGCUGCAAAAGCCAGUUCAUCCAUUUAGCCCCUUAAUGAAGUCCAAUUGUAUUACUAUGCAUUGUAUUAUAAUAAAAUGUCCCUAUUUUCUUGAGAGGUUCUAGGAGAAGAAUUAUGAAGCCUAAAUCCAAUUGCUAAUCACAACUAAAGGAGUUCUAUUGCAUCAAUGAUAACUUGAUCUAUCAACAUUUUUGCGCGUUUUGUUGUUUCUAGUUGGUACUAGCAAUUUUGUUAGGUCUAAUUAAUUAAAAAGGAAACUGAUCUUUCUGAAAACAAGCAGACUCGAAUAACAAACAUCAGAUCUCCAGCAAAGAACAUGUGAUGUGGAAUUCCCAAGGCUUUACCCACUGAAAAAUGUUUUCCAGUUAGAGUGCACAUUUAUUUUCACCUUUGUGUUAUCUCAUCUUCUGUCAACAUUCAGAUUGUAAACUGUUUGGAGAAGGGCCUCUCUUUUUUUGCCUAUCACUAUUUAAAGUAUGUGGGCUGGAAUCCUGUAUCAGCUACUUAGUGCCAAAGCACACUGCAGAAAUAAUCCAGUUUCAGACUGCUUAAACUGUGCUGCCUCAGUGCUAGGGAAUUCUGGGAAUUGUAGUUUUGUGAGACAUUUAGCCUUAUCUGUCAGAGAGAGCUGGUGCCACAACAAAGUACAAUUCCCUAGCAUUGAGCCAGGCCAGUUAAAGGGGUCUCAACGUGGAUUAUUUCUGCAGUGUACUUUGGAUCUUAGUUAAAUAGUGUCUCCUGAACCAACUCCCCCAAACCUGAUGGAAACACGAUUCACCCAUGCUCCAAUUGCCAACAGAAAGGGUCUCCUUCUCCCCAUGUAGCUGAUGGUUCAUAAAGUAGCUUGGAGGGGGGAGUUACGAUUGUGACAGUGAUGUCAAAGUCAUGACAAGGCAGUAAUCAUGAAUACAAAACAGUUAGGUGAGUGUUUCAUAUUCAUAAUCACUAUUAAGUCAUAAUUGUGGCACUAGUGUCAUGAUCAUAACUCCCCACUUCCUAACCUAUAUUACCAGCCAUCAGCUGCAUGGAGAGAUGGAGAUCCAUUCUGCUGCUCAUUGGAGUGUCAGUUAAUAAUGUUUCUGUCAGAUUUGAGAAGGGUCAGGCCACAAGAGGUUACUUAUUUAAUUACACCUAACUAAGUAACUGACACAGGGUUCCUGCCAUUGUUAGGAAAGGGGGGAAAUCAGUAGCAUCAAUUCUCAUUUCAUUUCAUUUCAUUUCAUGGAAUUAAUUAAAGCAUGUUUUCAGAAAGAUAUGUAAGGUCUCCUAAAUCUAAAAUCUAAAAAAAUGUGUGUAUCUGUUUGGGGUGCAUCAUUUUAGAUAUGUGUGUGUUGAUUAUUACUUACAUAAUAUAUUUUUGUAUUUAUUAUUUGGGGAAAAGGUUCAUUAAAUACGAUUUUUCACUAGUAAACAGAAGUAUUUUUCAUUAUAUGAACACAAUGUUGCUAUGAGUGUUUAUUUGAGGUGGA
This is a messenger RNA of Sceloporus undulatus (fence lizard), 2909 nucleotides long. RefSeq names its product pulmonary surfactant-associated protein D-like. The record is from RefSeq and is a predicted model, not a curated record. The transcript is spliced from 8 exons. The coding region runs from base 105 to 1220 and encodes 371 amino acids. Lineage: Eukaryota; Metazoa; Chordata; Lepidosauria; Squamata; Phrynosomatidae.